Molecule: messenger RNA, 2349 nt
Organism: Epinephelus fuscoguttatus (brown-marbled grouper)
Lineage: Eukaryota; Metazoa; Chordata; Actinopteri; Perciformes; Serranidae
Gene: tgfb3
Product: transforming growth factor, beta 3
Exons: 7
Coding region: 434-1651 (405 amino acids)
Biological process (GO): BMP signaling pathway; regulation of cell population proliferation; SMAD protein signal transduction
Cellular component (GO): extracellular region
Molecular function (GO): type III transforming growth factor beta receptor binding; growth factor activity; cytokine activity
Source: RefSeq, a predicted model, not a curated record
GUGAAGUGUGUUUGAGGCUGGACAGCAGAGAGUGAACAGAGAGGCGCACUGACUCCAAAAGCACAAGUGGAUGGAAAGAGCUCAAUGCAAUGGAGAAACUGAACCGCGGCGCAGAGAUCGGUGCUCUGUAAAACUCAGGAAGAAGAGAAGAGGUGCUUGCAUGAGAUAAGAGGGAAUGAAGAGUAGAAUAAAGAGUUUUAAUGAAGAGUUGAGAUUGUUUUUCUCCAAAAUGGCACGGAUUUGCUCCCAUGCAAAUGCGCAUUUUGCAAAGAUGACAUAGCACUUGAGAAAAUGGGAUUCCUCCAGGAACAGAACUCACUCACGACCUGAAUGAAAAGAGAAAAGGGAUUCUAUUCAAAUCGGAAUUUAGUUUGGUUUGUUUUUUCUUCUUGUACUUGACAAGCCUCGGUUGUGAGUGAAAGCAGAGUGAAAUAUGAAUCUGGGAAAGGCAAUUCUGUUUUUCCUCCUCUCAAAUUGUGUGACAAUGACUUUGUCGCUAUCCACUUGCACCACUGUGGACAUCGACCACAUAAAGAAAAAGAGAGUAGAGGCGGUCCGGGGACAGAUUCUCAGUAAACUCCGGCUGACCAGUCCGCCUCAAACAACAGGUCCAAGUCAAGUACCGUUUCAGGUCCUGGCCCUUUAUAACAGCACCAAGGAGCUCAUUGAGGAGCUGGGAAGAGACAGGCACCAGAGUUGUGGACAGGAUAACACAGAGACUGAGUACUAUGCCAAAGAGAUUUACAAGUUCAACAUGAUCAAUGGUCCGCCAGAACACAAUGACCUCCCCUACUGCCCUAAGGGUAUCACCUCCAAGGUAUUCCGCUUCAACGUCUCCACGAUGGAGAAGAACUCCACCAACUUAUUCCGGGCCGAGUUUAGAGCCCUGCGGACCCCCAACGCCGGCGCCAAGAGAAACGAACAGAGGAUUGAGCUCUACCAGAUCCUCCAGAAAGACGACCCCAAAGCCAAACAGCGCUACAUUGGGGGCAAGAAUGUCCUGACCAAGGGAACGCCUGAGUGGGUCUCUUUUGAUGUGACAGAGACAGUGAGAGAGUGGCUGAUGUACCGACAGACCAAUCUGGGCUUGGAGAUUAGCGUGCACUGUCCCUGCCACACUUUCAGGCCUAAUGGUGACAUCAUCGAGAACGCCAAUGAGGUGCUAGAGGUCAAGUUCAAAGGUAUGGAAGCAGAGUUUGACGAACUGAGCCGUGUGAAAAAGCAAAAGGAGCAGCUCUACCCCCACCUCAUCCUCAUGAUGCUCCCUCCCCACAGGCUGGAUGCCCAAUCUUCCUCCCGCAGGCGCAAGCGGGCACUUGACACCAAUUACUGCUUCAACAAUUAUGAGGAGAACUGCUGUGUGCGACCACUAUAUAUUAAUUUCCGGCAGGAUCUGGGCUGGAGGUGGAUCCAUCAGCCUGAAGGGUACUAUGCUAACUUCUGCUCUGGUCCCUGUCCUUACCUACGCAGCGCAGACACCACCCACAGCUCGCUGCUGAGCCUAUACAACACCUUGAACCCUGAAGCAUCCGCCUCACCCUGCUGUGUUCCUCAGGACUUGGAGCCCCUCACCAUCCUCUACUACGUGGGUCGCUCCCCUAAAGUUGAGCAGCUCUCCAACAUGGUCGUAAAGUCCUGCAAGUGCAGCUAAACUUCAGGGCUCUGGGGCCCGGCGAGAGACGUGGGGAUGUGGCGGCUCCCAGCAUUACUCAGGGGCGGGUAUGAGGGGUUAGAGGGGGCGCGGUACACUUUGCCCUCCAUGAGUACCUCCGACCCCUGCUUCAGCCUUACCCGAGCCCUCUCUCUCACAAAAAGAUAAAAGAUGCGGUCCACCACUCUGCUCACAAUCAUCGGCAGCAUUUACCAAGAAGACUUGUCAAACACCACUCCACUAAUGGCACUCUCAAACCCAUCAGACCUCUUCAGCAAUCGCCUUUUUUUGACAUCAGUGUUUCUCAUGUUUUGUUUUUUUUUCAUAUUCCAGCAUUUUUGAACAGCCUGUACCUCAGUGUUACAUAACCGGAGGAACAGAACAAUAAUUGCCUUUCAGUGACCACUGCAUUCUUACGGACAUUAAAUAAUUGCAGUCAAACAGAGAAAAUGACUGAGAAUGCAGACUGAGCUCAGCAUAAUAGGAAUACGUCAAAGAGGGUGAAACUAAACGAUUGUUUGUUGAGAGCAAACACAUCCCUCGGCUCUGACGCACAGGACACCUUCAAAUGUCCGAGCUGGAAACCAACGCUGUGCACGCCGCAGCUCCCUACACUGUUUGUUUAGGAUAAAAUGCUGUUGAAUGAAAAAUGACAUUAGGAAAAAAAAAAAGAAAACAUGCUGGAAACCAACGUUUAU